Molecule: messenger RNA, 2656 nt
Organism: Notolabrus celidotus (New Zealand spotty)
Lineage: Eukaryota; Metazoa; Chordata; Actinopteri; Labriformes; Labridae
Exons: 15
Coding region: 376-2229 (617 amino acids)
Source: RefSeq, a predicted model, not a curated record
GCUUUCUCUCAGCACUUUCACUUCCUCCUGUCACCACUAGAGGGAGCACAUGCAGGAAGCCUUUAAUGUAAUCUAAUACAAACACGUACAAUAAACUGAUCAUAUCACAUUAACCUCUCCUUCUUUAUCUAUUUCUUCUCUCUGGCUUCAUACUAUCAGGGCCACAUGUCUGCUGCAUGCACACUCUCUGUUCUGUGGUCAGUUGGUGCUCAGCCUCUCCCAGUCUAAGCAAAAGUGAAAGUGUUGCUCAGACAGAGAGCAGAUCAGACUGGGACUAACAUGCCAGAGAUAUUAGAAACAAAUUAUCAAUCUCUUUCGUAAGUGGAUCAUUUUCAAUCAUUCCUUUCAGGCUAUAAAAACAGCAGAAUCUCUUCAAUGCAGCGGAAUAAUAGAGAUUAUAUUCUCCUAAGGGACAUGGAGUCGAACACACCAAAAGUGCCCUUUAAGAAGUUCUUCGUGAUAGUAUCCGGCAGAACCCAGGAUGCUCAUAAAUCCAUGGUUGAAAAUUUGAAAAGGAUUGGCCAGGUUGAGGUGUUCACUCUUGACAAGAGUGACUACAUUCUGCUGUUCUGUCCCAUCGCUUCAAGAGUGGGAACUGAUAUCAGUGAGGCCUUGGAGAACGUUCCAGAUGAUAAACAAGUGAUAAUGGUGGUGAUGCAUCACACCUUCAAUCCUGAGCAUAUUGUAGCCGACAGCAGGAGACUGGUGACCAACACAAACGUCUGCCUUGUCGUGGACACUCUCUUCUACGACGGACGUUUCCUGGACUGUAACCGCAAUGAGAUCGCAUUGCAUGAGAUCAGGACGCUUCUCGGAGUUCCUGCUCUACCGAGCCCUGUCGGGGGCAACUCCAGUUUGCCCUUUAAGAAGUUCUUCGUGAUAGUAUCCGGCAGAACCCAGGAUGCUCAUAAAUCCAUGGUUGAAAAUUUGAAAAGGAUUGACCAGGUUGAGGUGCCCACUCUUGAAAAGAGUGACUACAUUCUGCUGUUCUGUCCCAUCGCUUCACGAGAGGGAAUGGAUGUCAGUGAGGCCUUGGAGAACGUUCCAGAUGAUAAACAAGUGAUAAUGGUGGUGAUGCAUCACACCUUCAAUCCUGAGCAUAUUGUAGCCGACAGCAGGAGACUGGUGACCAACACAAACGUCUGCCUUGUCGUGGACACUCUCUUCUACGACGGACAUUUCCUGGGGAACUGUAACCGCAAUGAGAUCGCAUUGCAUGAGAUCAGGACGCUUCUCGGAGUUCCUGCUCUACCGAGCCCUGUCGGGGGCAACUCCAGUUUGCCCUUUAAGAAGUUCUUCGUGAUAGUAUCCGGCAGAACCCAGGAUGCUCAUAAAUCCAUGGUUGAAAAUUUGAAAAGGAUUGACCAGGUUGAGGUGUCCACUCUUGACAAGAGUGACUACAUUCUGCUGUUCUGUCCCAUCGCUUCACGAGAGGGAAUGGAUGUCAGUGAGGCCUUGGAGAACGUUCCAGAUGAUAAACAAGUGAUAAUGGUGGUGAUGCAUCACACCUUCAAUCCUGAGCAAACUGUAGCCGACAGCAGGAGACUGGUGACCAACCCAAACGUCUGCCUUGUCGUGGACACUCUCUUCUAUGACGGACAUUUCCUGGGGAACUGUAACCGCAAUGAGAUCGCAUUGUAUGAGAUGAAGACGCUUCUCGGAGUUCCUGCUCUUCUGAGCCGUUUUGGGGGCAACUCCAGUCUGCCCUUUAAGAAGUUCUUCGUGAUAGUAUCCGGCAGAACCCAGGAUGCUCAUAAAUCCAUGGUUGAAAAUUUGAAAAGGAUUGGCCAGGUUGAGGUGCCCACUCUUGACAAGAGUGACUACAUUCUGCUGUUCUGUCCCAUCCCUUCACGAGAGGGAAUGGAUGUCAGUGAGGCCUUGGAGAACGUUCCAGAUGAUAAACAAGUGAUAAUGGUGGUGAUGCAUCACACCUUCAAUCCUAAGCAAACUGUAGCCGACAGCAGGAGACUGGUGACCAACCCAAAUGUCUGCCUUGUCGUGGACACUCUCUUCUAUGAAGGAAAUCUACUGGGGAACUGUAACCACAAUGAGAUCGCAUUGCAUGAGAUGAAGAUGCUUCUCGGAGUUCCUGCUCUUCCGAGCACUUUCUGGGACAUCUGCAAUUGGUUCAAAAGACAGAAGACCUCCGUCAUCGUCGUUGGCAUCGUGGUGCUCGUGGUAACUGGGAUUGUCAUCGCUUUGGUAUUGCAGAAGAACAAGAAAAAAUAAACAGUUGGCUGUUACUUCCCAAGUUCAUUGUAGCAUGGCAUGAAAAUAUUCUUGGAGGGGCUGAUGAAUGUGUCAUGUAAUGCAUGCCUGAUAAAAUGUGAUGUUGUUUUAUUGGAGGGGGAUAAAGAUGUCUCUGUGUUGAAGCAUUUCAGUAUUAAGCUUUUAUUUUAAGACUCAUACAGGAGUGAGAUUCUAUAUCAAAAGAACAUAACUUACUCACGCAUAGGAUAAGAUCAGCAAGGUACCACUUUGUCCACAGGGGGGUGCAAAAAUCAACCGUAACAAAAAGUUACUAAAAGGAGCUUUAAAGCAUAAUCAAGUAUGUGAUAUCCGUACAGUGUGAUCAAGAGUGUGUAUGAACAUUUGUUGAAAAUGGACCAUGAAGUAAUUUACUUUCUGUAAACUUAAAUAAAGUCCCCUGUCUGUC